GGCUCAUCUUGCAAAAUGAGUAUGCUUUGGAAUUGGUAUUCUAUUGAUACUUGCUUGAUCUCGAGAACUUGGAAAAAUGAUACCAAGGCAAAAUUUGCUGGUUCGUGUGUUGGUGUAUUUUUCCUCUUAAUCGCUGUUCAAUGGUUUAGAAGAGUAAUGAGAGAGUAUAAGAGAACCAUUCUUCAAAACAAGAAAUCCCAACUAGCUAACACAAAUAUCAGCUCUUUAUCCACAAAGACUAAUAACUUCAAACUUCAAAGCUCUCCGAUUCAAGAUUUUUUGGUUCCCAUCUUAUCUUGUCUCUCACAUAACUGGUUCUGGGCUUUGAAUUCUCAAAAUGCCAUAGUUAAAAAUGAUAACAUCUACAUAUAUCCAAACGUUUUGGAACACAUUUUUUAUUGUGCAUUAGACACCAUUGAAUGGAGUGUUCAUCAUGUUGUCAUGUUGUUGUUUAUGUAUUUUAAUGGUUAUAUUUUCAUUUCAUGUAUGGUUGGUGCUAUGGUUGGUUACUUUUUAUUUCAUUACGAACCAAUGUCAAAACAGGCUAAUUCUACAAACGAUGAAGAAAAGCGAUGCUGCCGUUAA
Ascoidea rubescens DSM 1968 is the source of this 585-nucleotide messenger RNA. RefSeq names its product high-affinity Cu transporter CTR3 (gene CTR3). Gene Ontology annotation, biological process: copper ion transmembrane transport. Gene Ontology annotation, molecular function: copper ion transmembrane transporter activity. The record is from RefSeq and is a predicted model, not a curated record. The transcript has a single exon. Lineage: Eukaryota; Fungi; Ascomycota; Saccharomycetes; Ascoideales; Ascoideaceae. The annotation marks the transcript as partial. Gene Ontology annotation, cellular component: membrane.